Messenger RNA from Drosophila kikkawai, 909 nucleotides. NCBI's taxonomy places the organism in Eukaryota, Metazoa, Arthropoda, Insecta, Diptera, Drosophilidae. The record is from RefSeq and is a predicted model, not a curated record.
AAAGGAUUAUUCAGGCGCUUACAAAUGGGCACUCUAAACUUUGAAACUCUUCGGAAGAACUUUCUGGCGUCGCUCCAAUUUGGCUGGUUAAGAUUAUUAAGAUCUAUUCGACAUAGUAUCAUUGCUUUGUGCAAUUGUUUUUAUCAAGAAAUGAAAGUCAAUGUGCAUUACAACGGUGGAGUUCGCCGCCGUGGCUGCAACGUAAAUGUCUUUCAUAUUCACGGUGGAGAAGGCAGAGGAAACGGAUAUCUGGAUUAUCCUUCCCAGGACGCGCAAGACGCCCGCCGGCGUUUUAAUUUGUUACUAUGGAUGGUGACGGAUAAGGCAAAGAGCGAGUUGGGAAAUACUAUCAAAAAGGCAGAAUUUAAAAGAGAACUAAUAAGGAUUGCAAAGUCCGAUGAAGAAAUGAUUCGAAUUCUCACCAUCAUGAAUGCUCCCUAUCAACCUGGCUGUGUGGAGACCAGAUUUUUAAAACAUGUCUUUUCUAAUGUGGACGGCUUUGCAGUCGCUGCAGGGCUGAAAUAUCUCCCAAUAGAACCGGAGAUCGAAAACUAUUAUAUACUACCAUGAGUAUGCUCAAAUACAUCAUUAUUAUAAAAAGUUAAAUAUUAACCAUUUCAAAAAUCAGAAGAAUCUUAUUAUCUUAAGAUACAAAAAGUUAAAAGAAGACUAUGUUUAUAUUUUAAGAAGUUACAAGAAUCCAAAGGACACAAGAACAAAUAAGAGGUUAAAUAUUAACAAUUUCAGAAAUCAGAAAAAUCCUAUUAUCUUAAGAUACAGAAAGUUAAAAGAAGACUAUGUUUUUAUUUUAAGAAGUUACAACAAUCCUUUGUUAUUAUUUUAAGACACAAGACUAAAAGAACAAGAAUAAUUUGAACCAUUUCAUUAAAAAGAAAAACUAACAAAAAA